AGCCAUUUGGUUUCAAGUCCCGCACCGACCCAGCGCACCCUUUGUGUGGCCACAAUGAAGCGCAGCUUGGCGUGCCUUGAGUGGCUGGUCCACGGCGAUGUCGAGGCCCGCUCCAGGGAGAACCACAUGGACGAAGUCUUGAGGAAAGUGCAGAAGGACCGAGCGACAAUGAUCUCGAAGUUGUUGGGUCUGCCGGAGGUGAAGCAACCCAAAACAGCGCUGCUGAAAGCAAAAGCGUUGCUGAAGAACCUCGAUGAAGUGCGUUCGGACUGUCUGUGUGAGAAUGACACGGCGUGGAAGAAAAUUAUCCAGCUCUCGCUAAAGGAGAGUCGCUCCACGGAUGACGCAAAGGAGCUUGCUUUCCUCAUGGCCCAAAAAAGGCAGUCUGAAUAUUUGGCAGCGCACUCCAAGAAUCUGCACCUUCUAGACGUGCUCCCAUACUUAGACAAUGACGUGGUGGAACAGAUCCGCGAGAAUUUCAAGCUUCGAUGCCACUUCGCAUACUUGCAGUCCGGCAACAAUUGGGUUUCUUCAGGCCAAGAGGGUGCCGCGCCCAAGAGAGGCUCCCUGGCGGAAGCGCAGGACCCCGAACUAGAUCAAGUCACCAAAGUCUUGGUAGACAAGUUGGAGCGUGCAUGGGAUGAGAGCCGAGAAUUGGACACAGCGAAAAAGCUGCGGGACCUUUACACAGAGCAGAAGGAGAUCCAGAAGCUAAUGUGCCUCUUCCAAUCGCAGCCAGCCCUCUUAGAUGACGACUAUGCAUCCACAGUGGAAGAAGGCACGGCACGAUGUUUGGCGCAGGAGUUCUCAGAAACGCACAACAAGCCCGCUGCUCUUUCCUGCCUGACGAGCAACCUUGCCACGUUUUCCUUAACACUUGGCAAACGAUGCCAAGCAAUGACAGAGUUGGCCCAAGCCUGUGAAUACUACCGACUUGCACACAAAUUCGACCCCGACGAGGCUGUGGUGAAGCCGAACGCGUGCCUGUGCGAGGUUUUGCUGGAGCUCCAGCGAACUGAUCACUUCGUAGACAAAGAAGAACUCCGGGAGGUCUUGGCUCUCGCAAGCCGCUGGCAGAUCAUGGUGCAACUGUGGCCUUUGAUUGGCGGACCGCCCCACGAUGCGCUUCGGUCCUGGCAGACACAGCGAAUCAGCCUUCUGGCAGAAGAGGCCAAGCGGUCAAAAGAGAGCUCAGCAGCGGACAUUUUCUUGUACCUCUCCCAGCGUCAGGACGCAGAAGGAUCAAAGCAGAUGGCCUUUGAGAGCGCGAAGCAAGCAUACACACUCGGAGCGUCCUCCGCUCAAGAAGACCUCGCACGCUUGGCCUUGGAAGUUGGCCGUGUGAAAGAUGCGACCGACACCAUUCUGAAGUCCAAGUUUGACGAAGAGGCCCAGUCUGCCAUACAGGCAUGCAUGAGCAUGAUGAUGGCCUACAGCGACCAGGCGCGGGGCCGACCGGGGCGACCGGAGCCCUCGCCACAGCCAGAGGAGCCAUCACCCGCUUCCUGGAGUGACAAGGCGCAUGGAAAGCGUGCCGGCCAGCUGCGCGAGCAGCAUCCGGGCUACGUGCCGACGAUUUGCUCACCAGCAGUGAAUCCUCUUUGCGAAUUUCCGAUGACAGAUUUCUUCAAAAAGCCGUGGAAGUUUCUUCAGAAGGAAGAGUAUACCGUGCUGGAUCUGAAGAAGAAGAUUGAGAAGCGCUUGUCAGAAGCAGGCACUUUGCCACCGAUUCUGGGUUCAGCCUCGGAACUCCGGCCACCCCUGGCCGAUGCCGAAAGGAUCGGCCGGCUGUUUGAAAGGCACCAGCGGCAAAGUUGUCUUCAUUUGCAUUAUACGCUUGACAAGCUUCCCCAUGGUGGGACUCGAUUGGAACUCUUUGCCGUCUGAGCGUAGCAUAAACAUGUUACAUUCAACUUUCGACGAUCUUGCAGUUUUUUAGCGGCCUCUGCGGAGGUUUCAAUUAAGCCUUGGAAGAUUGCACCACUCCUAUGUUGCUGUGGCGCCAAGAAACCUUGGUCCGUGCAUAUAGGAUUCACAAUUAAUUGAUGAUGCACAUGCAUGUUCCUUUUUUAGGGCCCAUGGCAGCAUGUUUCAGGACCGCGUGUCGGAGUGAGGUGAAGGUCACCUGAUUAUUAUGCACCUUUUGGCGCAGACGUUAACCAGCUGGCCGAGUGCAGAUGCGGACUGGCUGAA
Molecule: messenger RNA, 2193 nt
Organism: Durusdinium trenchii
Lineage: Eukaryota; Dinophyceae; Suessiales; Symbiodiniaceae
Source: the annotation of a GenBank genome assembly